This is a messenger RNA of Chenopodium quinoa (quinoa), 1155 nucleotides long. RefSeq names its product protein FAR1-RELATED SEQUENCE 8-like. The coding region runs from base 1 to 1155 and encodes 384 amino acids. The record is from RefSeq and is a predicted model, not a curated record. Gene Ontology annotation, molecular function: zinc ion binding. Gene Ontology annotation, biological process: regulation of DNA-templated transcription. Lineage: Eukaryota; Viridiplantae; Streptophyta; Magnoliopsida; Caryophyllales; Amaranthaceae. The transcript is spliced from 4 exons.
AUGGACUGUAAGCUGGGUGUAAAAGACAGGAGCAAAACUGGAAAGCACCAACGCAAAAAGAAAGUUCCUUGUACAGAUUGUAAGGAUCAAGAAGGAAAACUUCUAAAUGUUUUUUGGGCUGAUGCGAGGUGUCAUGCAAUGUACCGACAUUUUGGUGAUGUGGUGUCAUUUGAUACAACCUUCUUAUGCUGCAAUCAUCAUGGGUCAACUAUCCAUUUUGGUGCUGCCUUAAUCAGUCAUGAAGAUGCAGAGUCGUUCGAAUGGGUAUUCAGACAAUUUCUUGAAUGUAUGGGCCAACCCCCAAAAGGAAUACUAACUAACCAAUGUAAGGCUAUAGGGAAGGCAGUGGAAAUAGUAUUCCCUUAUAUGCCGCACAGGCUGUGUUUAUUUCACAUUAAGCAAAACGCAGCAAGGAACUUGGGGAAGUUACCGAGAUGGAAGGAGAUAGAGGCAGAUUUGGAUCAUGUUGUCCACGAUAAUUUUUGCAUAGAAGAGUUUGAGGAUGCAUGGAAGGCUAUGGUUAUAAAGUACAAGUUACAAAAGAACACUUGGUUAAGUGACGCAUAUGCUAAUAGGCAUCGGUGGGCUCCUGGCUAUUGGCGUGGCUUAUUUUGGGCUGGCAUGUCAUCAACGCAACGUAGUGAAAUGGAAAGGGAAAAAGACCUAAAUUAUAAAACAAAGCGUAAUCCAUUUUACUAUGACAACACUAUACUAGUAGAGGUGGUGUUUAGCAAGGCUUACACAAAUGAGAAGUUUAUGGAGGUGAGGAACGAGGUGAUAGGGCUAAAGCACACCAAUGUAAUAAAAACAGGAAACAUUGGUUUAACAAUUUUGUAUGAUGCAAAAGAGAAGAUCCCGAAACAUGUAUGGAAAGCAACGAGGCGGACGUUUAAGGUUUUCGUGGACAAAGAAAAAGGCGAAAUUAGUUGUAGCUGCAAGCUUUUUGAGUUUCGGGGUAUCUUGUGCCGGCACAUUAUUCGGGUGAUUGAGAUUGUAUAUAUUGACUGCAUCCCAAAGUACAUUUUGAACCGAUGGAGGAAGGAUAUCGUUAGGGAUUAUGAGGGCAUCAAGGUAUCGUAUUACGAUCGUAAGGAUUCAUUAUAUGUAGCUCAGAACAAUGAAAUUCAAAGGAGGCACAAAACCUUUCAACGUUAG